Messenger RNA from Penicillium digitatum Pd1, 18153 nucleotides. RefSeq lists its product as uncharacterized. Lineage: Eukaryota; Fungi; Ascomycota; Eurotiomycetes; Eurotiales; Aspergillaceae. The record is from RefSeq and is a predicted model, not a curated record. Gene Ontology annotation, molecular function: catalytic activity; phosphopantetheine binding.
AUGCCUCAAUCCACCAAGUGCUAUCUUCCCCGGUUCGCGUCGACUGUUGACGGGCCGAAAUGCCCAGUCUCCAUGAAGACAAGACCCACGGCUGCUCAACAUGCGCAGUUAUUAACCGCAUGGAACGAAGACCGCCUGGACUCAAUCUUGCGAGCUACCUGGGCUCUCUUGUUGCAUUACUACAUCCGCUCCGAGGAUAUUUGCUUCGGUUACCAACAUCUCCAGGGCGACUCGCGCUCUCCGAAAUCAUCUGAACAUCGUUCGACCGGUGUCAACAUUUCGACGAUUCGUAUUUCGAUAAACGACAACGAUUCUCUCACAGAAGUUGUAGAAAAGGUGCGCGCAAACAGUGCGAAUCCACAGGUUAAUGGAAGCUCGGAGGCCGUUUCCGAGGCAUAUCAUCCUUUCAACACCAUCUUCAUGCUGCGAACAUAUGACCAGCCUGCUUCUGCUUCAAAGCCCAUCUUGGCAACAACUCUUCCAGACGAGUGUCAAGUCCGUCUACAUGUCAAGGUGCUGCGUGGAGACAUCAGUAUUUUUCUUGAAUGGCGCAAGGGUGACAUGUCUGGGGAACAGAUGAAGAGCGUCGCCACCAUUUUUGAGCAGUUGCUUACCAAAAUUCUUUCUGCUGAGAACAUCGCUAUUAGCAAGCUUAAUCUGUUCUCAGAGAACGAUUGGCAACGCAUCCACAAGUGGAACUCCACGUCUCCACAGCUCUACGAUCGCUGCAUCCACGAAGCCAUCCACGAUCAAAUGUUGAGCGGACCUGAUCGUGAGGCUGUCUGUGCGUGGGAUGGAAGUUUAACGUUCGCUGAGCUCGACCGGCAAGCGUCGAAGCUUGCAUGCCAUCUUCGCAUGCUGGGAGUAGGGCCGGAAGUCCGCGUGGCUUUGUGUUUCGAGAAAUCAAAAUGGAACAUUGUCGCAAUGCUUGGCGUGAUGAAAGCCGGCGGAGCCUUCGUCCCAUUAGACCCGACUCACCCAACUUCCCGACUGCAAGCUCUCAUCCAAUCGGUUCAGGCGCCGGUUGUGUUGUGCUCGCAGCAUCUUUCCAACAAACUUGCCCCGAUAGCAGAGAACAUCAUACCCGUCUGUGCUGAUCAAUUAGAUCCUCUGUCUGACCCCGCAGAGAAUCUCAUUCUUGCAUCUGGUGUCACUAGUCAAAAUGCGGCUUAUGUUUUGUUCACCUCUGGCUCAACAGGAGAACCUAAGGGAACCCUGCUGGAGCACCGCGCGUUCCUGUCCGGGGCCAUGGUGCAUGGACCUGGUCUGCACAUUUAUCGAGAGUCACGAUGUCUUCAGUUCGCCGCCCACACCUUUGAUGCCAGUUUAGCCGAGUCGUUAACGCCGCUCAUACAUGGUGCAUGUGUGUGCAUUCCGAGUGAAGAAGCUCGCCUCAAUGACAUCGUGACCACCAUCAACGAAAUGCGAGUCAGUCAAGCCUGCUUCACGCCCUCAUUUAUCGGCUUUAUUGAAAUCGAGAGUUUGCCAGGACUGGAGAGUUUGGUCCUGGCUGGAGAGGCAAUGUCGCAGUCACAGCUGGCUACUUGGUCUAAAAUCAAAUUGGUCAAUGGCUAUGGACCCACCGAGGCUAGUGUGGCAUCCGUGCUGAAUUCCAAUGUUACACCUGACACCGAUUGUAAAGAUAUCGGCCUGCCCAUUGGUGUAAGGUCUUGGCUUGUGAACCCUGAUAACCACGAUGAGCUAGUUCCUGUGGGCUGUCCUGGAGAACUACUUUUGGAGGGCCCACCCCUGGCCCGGUGUUACGUGAACAAUCCUCAGAAGACAAACGAAUCGUUCAUUUUUGACCCUGCUUGGACCAUGUUUGACGCUGAAAGUGGCUCUAACCGUAGAUUCUACAAGACAGGGGAUCUUGUAAGGUACAACUCUGACACCGGUGCCCUUAAUUACAUCGGGCGCAAGGAUACGCAGGUCAAGGUUCACGGACAACGAAUUGAGCUCGGUGAAAUUGAGAAUCAGCUCAGCAGAGAUUUGAAUGUCAAUCAUUGCUCUGUCCUUUUCCCCAAGGCUGGUUUCUCCAAGGGUCGCCUGGCAGCCGUCAUCUCUUCCACUGGCUUGCUAGCGGAACAGCCUGAUUCAGAGUUGGAGCCUCUGCGACUCGUCUCCGCCUCGAAAAAGGCCGGGCUUGUCCCAAAAAUCCGAGAGCGCCUGUCCGCUCGUCUACCUACUUACAUGGUUCCUCCGGUUUGGUUGUGUGUCGAAGCUUUGCCACUUCUGCCAUCAGGGAAGUUAGACCGCAAGGGCAUUUCUACUUGGGUCGCGGGAAUGGAGAACGACCCAGAUCUUCAGAACAAUGCCUUUAUUGGAGUCGUCGGCACGGAGGCCUCGCAGCCUGCCAACGACAGAGAAGAAGCCCUAGCUGCUGUAUAUAGCCGUGUCCUCAACAUUCCACAGAACCUGCUCGAUUUGAACGAAGGCUUCCUUGCCCUAGGCGGUGAUUCAAUCGCCGCUAUGACAUGCAUCGGUCUCUGCAAGAAACGAGGGUUCUCCCUAUCUGUGCAGGAGCUGCUUCGCAGCAAAUCAAUACGCGACCUUGCCACUCGCGCAAAGACAAUCGAUCACCUGAUGACUUACGAAGAAGCUGUGGAUGAACCAUUUAGGCUGUCGCCUAUCCAGACCCUUCACUUUGGUGUACGGAAGGAGGGCCAAGGCCACUUCAACCAAGGAAUUCUCACUCGGUUGAACAAACCUGUCGACGAACGAUCCCUGCGUAAGGCUGUCGAAACUUUGGUAUCACGGCACUCCAUGCUCCGUGCACGGUUCACAGACACAGGAUUUGCCACGGCGUCGAGCCAACACAUCACCCGCGAUAUCAAAGGUUCUUACAGAUGGAGGAUGCACAAACUUGACAGCAUGGAAGAGGUCAAGAUUCACGUCGCCGACAGCCAGUCAUCCAUCAACUGCUUCUCGGGGCCGUUGCUUGCUGUCGAUUAUCUCUUGGUGAAAGGCCAGCCCAAUGUAUUGUCCAUGACAGCCCACCACUUGGUUGUCGAUAUUGUCUCGUGGAGAAUUAUUCUGGAAGAUUUGGAAGACAUCAUCUUGAAUCCCCAGAAAACAGAAGCCAGUGAUAGCUCCUUGCCUUUCCAGACCUGGUGUCGCCUGCAGAAUGAGCACUGCAACACCCUCCGAGCUGAGCAUAAAAUUGCAACCGACACUCUACCUGCAGCCGAGUUUAGUUACUGGGGCCUUCAGAAUACUCAAACCACAUAUGGUAAUGUGGAUUGUGCCUCAUUUGAGAUCGAUCCUGCUCACACCAAUGCCAUUCUCCUCGAAUGUCACAAAGCUCUUGCUACCGAGCCAAUAGACCUCUUUCUCGCAGCAAUGCUCCACUCCUUUGGCCACGCCUUUCCCGAUCGCUCUCUCCCUACCAUCUACAAUGAAGGCCACGGACGAGAAGUAUGGGACUCGUCCAUUGACAUUUCGCACACCGUCGGAUGGUUCACGAUUCUGCAUCCAGUUUUCGUCUCCGCAUACAAACCAGACAACCCAAUCGAUACCCUCAUGCAGGUGAAGGAUCUUCGUCGUCGGGUCGCGGACAACGGUCGUGCAGACUUUUCCAGUCGCGUUCUGCCAGGACAGGACCACCAAGAGCCCCAGCACCCUCACCCCUUUGAGAUGUCAUUCAACUACGUCGGUCAACAUCGAGAUUUGCAGAGGCAGGAUGGUCUGUUCCAGCUUGUCGAUCAGAUGGCCGGAGAAGCAGGCCAAGGAGGCGGUGCCGCUGACUUUGGAACUGAUACUCCCCGAUUUGGUCUGUUCGAGAUCUCCGCGAUGGUUGUGGCUGGAAAGGUUCGAUUCAACUUUUCCUUCAACAAGUUCAUGCAGCAUCAGAGCCGUAUUCAUCAAUGGGUUUCCGGAUGCCAAGAGCUGCUCGUAACUCUCGCCGAGCAGCUUCCUACUCUCGCGCCGCGUUUGACUCUCAGCUCGUUCCCCUUGUUGUCGUUGAGUUACCCUACCCUGGACAAGUUGCUCAAUGAGAAGUUGCCUGCUAUAGGAAUCGCGUCAGUCGACAUUGUUGAGGAUAUUUAUCCGUGCUCUCGCAUGCAGCAGGGGAUACUGCUUGGUCGCAAGCGUGAUAGCUCCUAUUAUGCUGUCCACGACACCUUUGAGAUUAAAGCUACUGGAUCUAGCAAGCCGAACCUUGAUCGCCUGGUCAAUGCAUGGGAACAGGUCGUUUCUCAUCACGCCAUGUUCCGAACCAUCUUCGUAGAGAAUCUCACUCCUCGGCAUCCAUUCUGCCAGGUCGUGCUGAAGAGCUAUGAUGCUACUCCUGUCAUCUUGCAUUCUUCAGGGGAAAGCGAUGUGAUCGCCACAUUUGACAUGGAAGACCCCAAGAAUUACAGCGAUUUUUCACCGGCGCAUCGAUUCACCAUCUGCCAAACACCAACUGGGAGACUUUUUGCUCGCAUUGAGAUGAGUCAUGCUGCGAUGGAUGGUAACUCGAUCUCAAUCAUACUCCGUGAUUUGCAGCUCGCAUACGCUAGCAGACUCGAGGAAAGACAAAAGCCUCUGUUCAAGGAUUAUAUGGAGUAUCUGCAGGAUACGCCGAAAGAAGCCAGCAUAAAGUACUGGUGCUCGUACUUGAAUCAGGCUAAGCCGUGCCACUUUCCCGCCCUCACUGACGGGCACCAAACGGUCAAGGUCCUUCGAUCCAUUCCAGUGAACUUCGGUGCCCUCAACGAGCUCCAAACUGUUUGUGAUAAGCGUGGAAUUACUCUCGCAAAUGUCUUCAAUGCCGCGUGGGGCCUCACUCUCCGCGCUUUCUGUGGUUGUGACGAUGUAUCCUUCAGCUACAUGGCGUCGCUGCGUGAUGUGCCUGCUGAGGGCGUACAGUGGGUCAUUGGACCGGUCAUUAACCUUCUGGUCUGCCGUAUGAAGGUGGCUGAUGAUGCGAAGCUCAGCGAUGUCUUACAUAAAGUUCAGAAUGACUACUUGGAGAGCCUUCCUUACCGACACACUUCACUUAUUGAUAUUCAGCAUGCUUUGAAGCUCUCCGACACCAAUUUGUUCAACUCUGGUGUCUCCUACCGCCGUCUUUCCAGUUCUAAGGAUGCUACUAGCAGCGACAUAGAGUGCGUUGAGGUUGGGUCAAUCCACGAUCCCGCUGAAUUCCCGGUUUUCAUCAACAUCGAGGCCAUGGACACUUACGCUCGCAUCGAUCUUAACUACUGGACUACCAAUCUAUCUGACUCACAGGCUGCUAAUGUUGCCAAUACUUAUCUUCGUUGUCUUGAGAAUAUGGUGUCGAACAUUGAUGGUGAAAUUCGCCAGCUGGACAACCUGAGCGAAGAAAACCGAGCCCAGAUCAUGGCGUGGAACUGCAAGACCCCGAAGCCGUUUGAGAAGUGCGCACAUCACGUUGUCCAAGAAAUCGCUAAGAAGCGCCCUGAUGCGUUGGCUGUCACUGCCUGGGAUGGGAACUUGACUUACUCCAAGUUAGAUCAAUUCUCUUCUCGUUUGGCAAGCUAUCUUGUUACCUUCGGUGUCGGCCCUAACGCCAUCAUUCCCGUUUGUUUCGAGAAGUCUGUGUGGAACAUUGUCUCCACAUUGGCAGUCAUGAAAGCCGGUGGUGCUUGUAUUCCAGUUGACACACCGGAGAGUCUGGCUCUUGUUGAGAAGUGGAUCAUGGAAAACGCCGUGCAAGUCGCUCUGGCUUCCCCGGAGAAGGCUCGGGCUCUUGAGGAUGCCGUUCCAUAUGUCAUCCCCGUAAGCGAGUCUCUUCUCGAGUACCUCGGCGACGAAAUCCUCAACCCCGUGGCCCAACCAUCCGACAUCGCCUAUGUCGCUAUGACUGCUGGCACCUCUGGCGCCGCGAAGAGUGUCGUCCUCGACCAUUCAACUGUCAUGACGCGCGCUGAGGCAUUUGCUACCACCAUGGCAAUCGCUGAUGUCUCCAGGACUCUGCAGUUCGCGCCGCACACAUCCGAUGCAUAUGUCGUCGAGCUAUUCGCCACUUUCAUGUGGGGCGGUUGUAUUUGCGUUCCUGCUGAUAUUGACCCCAUCAGCUUAGCAGCCUCUAUGAAUGCAUUCCACGUCAAUGUUGCCAGCAUCACCCCAACAGCCGCUAGCUACUUCUUCCCCAAAGAUGUUCCGGGAUUGAGGUCAAUUGCCCUGGGUGGUGAAGUAGUUUCUCAGAAUGUUCUCGACCACUGGCAGACCGACGAUCUCCAAUUGCAGGUUUUGUAUGGAACAAGUGAGAGCUCGGCUGCCUCCUUCCUUGUGUUUUGUUCUCAGGAUGAAAACGAGGCUGCCCUUAUUGGAAAGAGCACGUCUUGCGUCUCAUGGGUUGUGGACCCUUCCAACCACAAUCGCCUUGUCCCGAUCGGCAGCGUCGGAGAAUUAGUGCUCGAGGGGCCUGUUCUUGCCCGGGGCUAUCUCGACAACCAGUCCGGAGAGAGCGAUGCCUUUAUUAACAACCCUUCCUGGCUUUCUGUCCAACGAGAAGGUGCCAAGCACCGCAUGUUCAAGACCGGAGAUCUUGUGAGGUACAAAUCCAACGGCUCUCUAGUUUUCGUCGGUCGAAAGAACGAUAGGCAUGCAUGUGCCUUAGCUAGCAAUCUUACUCAGACCCAGGCGCGCAUUGACUCCUUCCUGGACCACAAGAAGAAGUGCGUUGUGGAGAGUGUCCAGCUGCAACGCGAAAAUGUGAACAUAGAAGCUCUUGUUGCCUUCGUGGUUUCGUCGAACACCAGCCCGGUGACUUUCGGAGAUUGUGUCCUCCAGUCCACGACACCUCAACUGACAGACACUAUCUCUAGCCUGCACAUCAAUCUGAGCACCAGUCUUCCUGGUAGCAAGGUCCCAAGUUUCUACAUCCCCGUUUCCUCCCUCCCUUUGACCUUCUCUGGAAAGCUAAACCGCCAGGCCCUCAGAACCGAAACACGAGCGCUUUCGAGUAGUGCACUCGAAGCCUUUGAAAUCAAACGCUGGAACGGAACCAAGACUGGUAAACAUCUUUCACGUCAUGCAAGUCUCUCUGAGGCCAACGUUGCUUUCUGGAAGGAGUACCUCGCUGAUGUUGAGCCCUGUGUCUUCCCGGCGCUUUCCCACGAGGCAAGCGACAAUUGCCGAUCUACCCGCACUCUCAAUAAGCAGACAGCCAGCAUCCACGCUUUCAGCAGAUUAUCUGGUCUCCCUGCAGAAAUUCUCUUCCAGUUUGCCUGGGCCCUCGUGCUCCGGUGGUACGUUGGCUCUGACGAUGUGUGCUUUGGGUAUUCCACCUCACCCUCAGAGACGAAAGUGGAGGCCGAAGGCGUUGCCACCUGCCGCUUCCUUGUGCAGAACGACCGGAAGGUGCAAGACACUCUUGAGAACGCAAAGAAAGACUCCGAGAAAAUUGCAUUGAAUAUCGCUGCAUUGGACGCCGUAAAAGACCAGCUUGGGCUCGAUAAUACAGCACUCUUCAACACCUCCAUGAUUUAUCGCACGGCUUCCAAUCCCUCAAAAGGAAUUAACCGCGAACCAUCCAGCUCUAGUUCUUAUAAGAUCUUGGUUGAAGCCGAAGUCUCUCAUUCACACGCACAGAUUCACUUCAACUACUCCUCAGAAACUCUUUCCUCCUUCCUGGUCAAUCAUGUCAUGGACAUGUUCGACCAAGUUUUGGACGAUCUGAUCGCUCACAACCUCAAUGACCGUACGAUCGGAGAUAUCAAUGUAUUCACCGAGCGCUCAGCUCGUCAAAUCUGCGACUGGAAUGCCGCAUCACCUCCUAGAUUGGAAAAGUGCGCCGACGAGCUCAUUCAGCAGCAGGCGCUUCUUCACCCUCGUGCAGAAGCCAUCUGCUCUUGGGACAAGAAUUUCACUUACGGACAGCUUGAGAUUGUCUCCAGUCGCUUGGCCCGCCAUCUCUCCUAUCUUGGAAUCAAGCCUGAAGCAUUCGUCGUGCUGUGCUUCGAAAAGUCAGCUUGGGCUGUUGUUGCCCAACUGGCUGUUCUCAAGGCGGGUGGAGCUUUCGUCUCGAUUGACCCAUCCCAUCCUGAUUCGCGACUGAAGAUGCUCAUUGAUGAAAUUGACACCAAUCUUGUCUUGUGCUCAUCUUCAAUCCACGCAAAAAUCUCGACGCUCUGCGCAAAAUCGUUUGCUGUCUGCCAAAUCUCAAUCUCCCAACUUUCUGACUCGCCCCUGGCUUUGCCUGGAGUUCGCCCUACGCCGGAAAAUGCUGCAUACGCUAUUUUUACAUCUGGUACUACUGGAAAGCCGAAGGCAACUGUUGUCGAGCAUACUGGCCUUGUCACCACAGCGAUCGCUUUGAUCGAUGCCCUCCACCUGAACUCCACUACCCGUGCUUUGCAGUUCUCUAACUACACUUUCGACGUCAGUGUAAUGGAGAUUUUGAUGAUUCUUAUUACUGGUGGUUGUAUCUGUAUCCCCAGCGAAGAGGAACGUAUGAACAACCUGGGUGGUGCUAUUCGCCGUAUGGAAGCGACCUCCAUUUCGGCACCUCCUGCCAUCGUCAAUACCCUUGAGCCAAAAAACGUUCCUAGCCUCAAGGUUAUAAUCACGGGAGGCGAGAAGAUGCCCGCCAACCACAUCGACCGCUGGGCAGACCGGUGUGUCAUCAACGCCUAUGGACCCUCCGAGGCCACUGUUGUUGCCACAGUCGGUGUCAAGGUUGAUCGGGAUGGCAACCGCAUCAACAAUGAUCCCACAUCCAUCGGAACUUCUCCAAAUUGCAGAGUCUGGAUCGUCGAUCCCAACAACUACGACCGCUUGCUUCCCGUUGGCGCUGUCGGUGAAUUGAUUCUCGAAGGAAGCAAUAUUGCUCGAGGAUACCUUGGGAACGAGGAAAAGACCAAGGCAGCUUUCUUCGAGAAACCUGCUUGGAACCGUCACCCUGGCUUGCAGGGCGUGUUCAAGCGCAACGACCGCUUGUACCGCACUGGUGAUCUCGUUCGCUACAGCAACGACGGCAGUCUGGCCUUCAUCUCUCGGAAAGACACUCAGAUCAAAUUCAAUGGCCAGCGCAUUGAACUCGAGGAGAUCGAACAACAAUGUCUAAGCUGCCUACCUGAGGACUCUCAGGUCGCUGUCGAUGUCGUUGUUCCCGAGGAACGGACCAUCGCCAAGGGCCUUGCCGCAUUCUUCACCAUCCAUGACCCAGAUUCCAACGGGGGCAGUAGUGAUCAAUUCGCCCCCACUAUCCCUGGAGCCGAUCCCCUCCUACUGCCCAUCUCUGUGUCGAAUAUGGAUGCCAUUCAGAAGUUGAAGGGAUGUCUGCCCGACCUUCUGCCGCAGAGCAUGAUGCCCCGACUCUUCUUCCCUAUCCGCAACUUGCCCUUCACUUCCUCGGGGAAAAUUGACCGCCGAAGACUGCGGGCCAUGGUCCAAACCUUGUCCAAAGAUACCCUUAAGUCUUACAUUACCUUCAACAUCUCCGACAAAAGAAAUGUCUCCUCAGCUACCGCUUUAGAGACCAAGCUUGUGGCUCUUGUAGAAAAGACCCUCGAGCUCGAAGUUGGCUCCGUGACCACCGAUGACAGCUUCUUCGGUCUGGGUGGUGAUUCCUUGUCCGCGAUGAACCUUGUCGGCGCUGCCCAAGCAGAAGGCAUUGCACUCACCGUCUCAAGCAUCUUCAACUCGCCAAUCUUGAUUGACAUGGCCAAGAGCUGUGUCGUGUCUGAAGCUAUCGAACUCAAGAAAGAAACCACCUUAGCGUUCUCCCUGUUGCCCUCUGGAGUCAACCUCGAAGACUUGAUUGAUGAAAUAACCGAUAACUGCGAAGUUUCCAAGGACCUUAUCAGUGACAUCUAUCCAUGCAGCGCUGUUCAGGAGGGUCUUCUGACGCUCUCUAUCAAGCAUCACGGUGCUUAUGUUGCUCAACCCACGUUCCGCCUUGCUCCUGGCAUUGAUAUUGGUAGAUUUAAGCAGGCCUGGCAACAAACCGUGGCAGACCUGGAAAUUCUCCGCACUCGUAUUGUCCACACGGAAGCUAUGAACUUUGCGCAAGUUAUCUUGAAGAAUGGUCCUAUCUCCUGGGUCGAAGCUGAGUCGUUCGACGCUCUGCCCAACGACAUCCUUCAUCUGCCGAAGCAAAAUGGAGCGCCUUUAACUGGUUAUGCCAUGGUGCAGCCCCCUGACUCCUCUGAUAGCUACUUUGUGUGGUCCGUUCAUCACGCCCUUUAUGACGGCUGGAGCAUUCCUUUGGUUUUCCGCAAGGUCGAAGAGAACUACUUUGCUUCGCAGACCAAGCGUGCUUGCAUGCCUUACAGUUUGUUCAUCAACUACUUGGCGAAGAAGAAUAUGGAGGAGUCUGAUUCUUUCUGGAAGUCUUAUCUAACCGACCUGUCGAGCACUGCUUUCCCUCUUAACAAGAAUGCGGUACCUGAUGCCAUGCGUGCUGGCAACACGCAGCAUCACAGCAUGAGGGUUUUCCGAAGUCGUGACAGCGUCGACUUUACGAUACCUGUCCUCAUGCGCGCUGCGUGGGCAAUCGUUAUUGCGACCCACACUGCGUCUGGUGAUGUCUGCUUCGGCGAAACGUUGUCGGGCAGAAACAUUGACCUUCCCGGUGUUGCAGAUAUUGCUGGUCCAGUUUUAACCACAGUCCCCACCCGUGUCCAAGUUGAUAAUGCCAUGUCAACUAUGGAGUACCUGCAGAAGAUCCACCAGUCUACUACCGAGAUGAUCCCCCACUUGCAUUCUGGUCUUCAACGUAUCCGGCAGCUGAACAAGAAUACCGCCACAGGCUGCGAUUUCAAGAACCUGCUUGUAAUUCAGCCUGGUGAUGGUGAGCUUGACAACAAGAUCUGGAUCGACGAGAAACGUGAAACGAGCGAAGACUUCUUCACUCACCCCCUUGUUGUGGAAUGCGGUGUUACUAAGACUAACAUUUCCUUCACUGUCCACCAUGAUGAGCUUGUCAUAAACGGAUGGCAGACUAAGCGCAUCACUGCACAGUUUGCUCAUGUUCUGCAACAAUUGAUCGCCAUGCCCAAGAACAGCAUGAGCAAGCUCGGAGACUUGGAAGUCAUCAGUCCCGAAGACAAGGCUGAAAUUGGAACAUGGAACCAACGUACACCGCUCACCGUGGAACGGACUGUUCAUGAUAUUAUUCGUGAGAAGUGUGACGAGACUCCAAACGCCCAGGCUGUCUGUGCCUGGGAUGGUGAUCUCACCUUUAAAGAAUUUUGGGACCUUGCAUCUGGCUUCGCCAACUACCUUGUCUCUCGUGGAGUUGGCCCAGAGGUAUUUGUUCCAGUAUGUUUGGACAAGUCAGCUUGGGCAAUGGUCACCCUCAUAAGUGUUCUCAUCGCUGGUGGUGGGUACGUGCCUUUGGACCCCUCUCACCCUACCUCGCGACACGAGGAAAUUCUUGCCGAUGUCGGUGCCACCAUGAUACUGUGCACCCCAAACUAUGCAAACCGUUACAGCCGAGUUGUGAAGACGGUUGUCCCCAUCAGCAAGGAGACUAUCAAAGCAUAUGGCGCCCUUAAGUCAUCUGCCCGUCGCCAGACUCAAAUCAAACCCUCCAACAUGGCCUAUGCUCUAUUUACCUCUGGUAGCACCGGUCGAGCCAAGGGAAUCAUUGUCGAACACCGUAACGUCGUCAGCAGCAUCAUGGCAUUCGCGCCGUGGGUUCGCAUGGAUGAGACUUCGAGAGUAUUCCAAUUUGCCUCCUUGACUUUCGACGCUGCUGUCAUGGAGACUAUUGCAAUUCUAAUGCUCGGAGGUACUAUCUGCGUGCCUAGCGAGGAUGAUCGUCUCAACGACGUUGCCGGUGCAAUCCGGCGCCUAAAUGUCACUUGGACUUUCCUCACCCCCUCGAUUGCAAGCAUCAUCGAGCCAUCUUCGGUGCCUUCCCUGAAGCACCUUGUUUGCGGUGGCGAGAAGAUGUCAAAUGAGGUCAUCACGAAGUGGGCCAACUCAGUUCACCUCAUGAACGGAUACGGACCCACCGAGACCUGUGUCUUCGCUGUGGUCGAUAAUGCAGUCGCCACGAAUCGUGAUCCCGGGCGUAUCGGUUAUGGUAUUCCCAGCACUCUCACCUGGAUUGUUGACCCAGACAACCACGAUCGGCUGACUCCCCUGGGUGCAGUCGGUGAACUUGCACUCGAAGGCGCUCCCUUGGCCAGGGAGUACCUCAAAAACCCCGAGAAGAAUGCAGAAGCAUUCACCACAGACCCUGCCUGGAUUAAGGACUUCGCGCCCACGGUCUUAGGUCCUCGCCGAAUCUACAAGACUGGUGAUCUCUGCUACUACAACCCUGAUGGCUCUGUGCAGUACAUCAGCCGGAAGGAUCACCAAGUCAAGCUGCAUGGUCAGCGUAUGGAGCUUGGUGAGAUCGAGCAUCGCCUUUCUGAGGAUGCCCUAACUCGCCACGCUGUCGUUGUUCUCCCAAAGAAUGGCCCGCUUAAGCAGCGGCUGGUUACAGUUCUGUCUUUGAAUAGUGUCGCAGCCGAUACAAAGUUGAUUUCCGAUAAGCCCUGCGAGCUUGUUGAUGAGGAUGAGCUUGAGCGUCAUGCUUACAACGAGCUAGUCGAGGUCCAGACGAACCUUGAGAACCAGCUGCCCAUUUACAUGGUCCCGCAGACUUGGGCUCUCAUCAAGAAGCUUCCUAUGCUCGUUUCUGGAAAGCUCGACCGCAAGAAGAUCACCGCUUGGGUUGAGGAUAUUGAUGAUGUGUCUUAUGACCGUAUCAUGGCUGAUUACGAUCGUAUCAAGCGUGGCAAGACCCAAGAGAAGCGACAAGAAAAGCAGGAGAAGAACGGAUCGCUCGAUACUGUCCGCGACAUCUUUGCACAGGUGUUGAAUAUCUCCCUUCAGAAAGUCAAUGUCGACCGCUCUUUUGUCAGCUUGGGCGGGGACAGUAUUACUGGAAUGGCUGUCAUUUCUCGCGCUCGCAAGCAAGGACUUGUUCUGACACUACACGACAUUUUGCAGAGCAGAUCGGUGAAGGAACUUGCUCAAACCGUUAGUUCCAAGGUGCCUGUUGCUCGGCGCGAAGAGAAGUCCGGCGAAGGCUUUACGCUUUCGCCUGUCCAGCUUCUCUACUUCCAGAGCUCCGACUCUUUCAAGGGCACCGCGCGUUUCAACCAGAGCAUUACUGUUCGCAUCGUUCGCCGUUGUGAGGGCGAGGUACUAAAACGCGCUCUCAAGGCUGUUGUCAGCCAGCAUGCCAUGUUCCGCGCACGCUUCAGCAAAUCUAGUGAUGGCACCUGGCAACAGAAAACUGCAGCGGAGGUCGAUGAAUCUUUCCGAUUCCGCGUUCACUCCGUGGGCGAUAACCGGGCUAUGGUUCCGAAGAUCGCUGACAGUCAGACAUGUCUGGAUCCUCUCAAUGGACCUAUCCUAGCAGCCGACCUCUUUAACCUUCGCACCGGUGGUCAGGUCCUAUUCCUUGUCGCUCACCAUCUUUGCAUCGACAUGGUAUCCUGGCGCAUUGUGCUCCAGGACCUUGAAGAGCUCGUUGUCUCUGGAUCUCUUUCACUCGAAAAGCCAUUAUCCUUCCAAAGCUGGUGUGCCAUGCAAACUGAGCGAGCCAAGACGCACGAUUCGACUAUCUCCCUGCCUUUCACCAUCGAGAAGCCGAACUUGCUUUACUGGGGCAUGCAAGAGUCUCUAAAUGUUUACGGUGACAUCAAGAUGGAAUCCUUCUCGUUGAGCGAAGAUACCACUCAAUUUAUCCUGGAUGGCUGCCACAAUGUCUUCCGAACUGAUACUGUUGACAUCUUGCUGUCUGCUAUUAUUCAUUCCUUCGGUCGCACCUUCACUGAUCGCAAGGUGCCGACUAUUUAUAACGAAGGACAUGGUAGAGAACCUUGGGAGGCCGAAAUUGAUCUUUCUAGAACAGUUGGCUGGUUUACCACAAUGGCGCCUUUAUUAGUGGACUCGGAAGCUCGUGCCCUCAACGAAAUUAUUAAGCGUGUCAAGGAUAUCAGACGCAAGACCGCAGACAAUGGACGUCCUUACUUCGCAAAAAGCCUGCUUCAUGACCAGGCUGCAGAUUUCCCUGUCCCGUUGGAAAUCCUGUUCAACUACCUGGGUAAAAUGCAGCAACUUGAGCGGGACGACUCAUUGUUCCAUCACCACGGUAGCGUCUUUGAUAGCUCUGACUUUGCUGUCGCAGGUGAUAUGGGCCCCAAGACUGCUCGGUUCGCUCUCUUCGAAGUAUCUGCAAUUGUCAUCAAAGACCGUCUCAACGUUGCUUUCACUUACAACAGCCAAAUGCAGCACGGGGGCUCAAUUCGCCGCUGGAUUGCCCAGUGUAAGCAGACCCUCGAAAAGGAUCUCCUCACACUGAAAACUGCUACUCCCGAGCCCACUCUCAGCGAUUACCCCCUCCUUCCUAUCAACUACCACGGUCUCCAGAUGCUCACAGCCAGCACCUUCCGCAAGGCUGGCAUUCGGAACAAGGAUGAUGUCGAGGACAUCUAUCCCUGUUCUCCCAUGCAGGAGGGCCUCCUGCUCAGCCAGCUCCGCGAUCCUAAUGCCUACAUGUUUCACACCGUGUUUGAAAUCAAGGAUACAAAAUCUGGAAAGGUCGAUGCCGAAGGAGUUGCUCGCGCCUGGCAAGUCCUUGUUGACCGUCACCCAGUACUAAGAACCAUCUUCGUUGACAGUAAUUACACUGGUGGAUCCUUCGAUCAACUAGUACUGAACAAAAUUUCUGAUAAUAUUCUCCGCGUGGAAUGCGAAAAUGCACAGGUUGAAGAAAAGCUUGCUGCCAUCUCUCUUCGUGACAGAAACGCGAUGCGCCAAUCAAAACUUUCCCACCAACUUACUGUCUGCAAAACAAAUACCGGACGUGUGGUUCUCAAGCUUGAGAUCAACCAUGCCAUCAUUGAUGGUGGCUCAGUGGAUGUAAUCCUUCGUGAUCUCACUCUCGCGUACGAGAGAAAGAUUUCCGAGGGUUCAGGCCCUCUCUUCAGCGACUACAUCAAGUUCAUCAGAACUCAGAGUCAGAGUGAUGCUCUUAUUCACUGGAAGCGAUACCUCGAUGGAGUUCACCCAUGUCACCUCGCUCAAUCGGCUGUUUUCGAAGCUAAGAGAGAACUAAAGGGUGUCAUGAUGAACUUCCAACGAUUCCCCGAGCUACUCAAGUUCUGCGAGUGCAGCUCUGUGACUCUCGCCAACUUGACCCUAUCCGCCUGGGCCAUCGUCCUGCGACAGUUCACUGGCUCCGAUGACGUUUGUUUUGGGUAUCUUUCUGCCGGUCGCGAUGCCCCUGUCAAUGGCAUUCAAGACAUGGUCGGAAUCUUUAUUAAUAUGCUUUGCUGUCGAGUCCAGUUCUCUGACCAGCAGACCCUAACUGAUGUGUCUAAGAAUGUUCAAGAUGAUUACAUUCGAUGUAUUCCGCACCAAAGCUGCUCUCUGGCAAGCAUUCAGCAUGAGCUUGGUUGGCAGGGACAGUCCCUCUUUAAUACUACAUUGUCAAUUCAAAACCACUCUGUUGCAGGUGGUGCUAAGGAAAAGGGGUUGUCUUUCGAUCUUCAGCACGCACAUGAUCCUAGCGAGUAUGCGGUUACUGUGAAUGUUGAGAUUGCCCGAGGCCAGGAGGGGAUUCUUUUGAGAUACUGGAACGAUGUUGUGUCUGACGAACAGGCUCAAUCCCUUGCUGAAACUAUCGCCAAAGUUUUCUCUGGAUUCAUUGAAUCCCCGGCUGCGACUUUGUCGCAGUCUACGUUCUCUGCAGCGGCUGAGCCCGAGUUAUUGGAUUGGGAUCGCUCCCAAACCACGCUGGCUGACAAGGCAAAGUCGACCGGAGAUGCGAUUGACAGUUGUGCUAUUCAGAAGAUAAUUGAUGAUCGUGUUCAUGAGAUCAUUGGUCAGAUGUUGAGAGAAGGAAAACUGACCGUGCCUCCCAUUAGUACGGAAGGGUUGUCAAGCUAUGGCGGUCACACUGACACCGUACCCGACUCGCCGUACCAGUUAGGUGUGCAGGAAGCAGAUGAUUCGGGUGUUUGUUCGGCAACUUCCUGUUCUAGUGAGGAUGGGAUGUCGGCCGAUAUGGAAAGGAAAUUGUGGAAUCUUUGGAGCACAGCCCUUGGUCUUUCACCCAACGUGGUGAGGCAUCAGGAAAGCUUCUUCAAGUUGGGCGGUGACAGCAUCACCGCCAUGAAAAUGGUCAGUGCCGCUCGCGAAGAGGGCUUGGUCCUUACUGUUGCAGAUGUCUUCAACAAUCCUGUCUUCGAGGAUAUGCUGACAACAGUGCGAGCUGCGAAUGUCACCCAGCAAAUUUUGAAUGUUGAUCUCAAGUCUGGCGCCCACAAGGAGGUUGAUAGUGACUUGCUCAAUAUCACGCCUACUGAACUGGGUCCCAGCCCCUCAACUGAGAGCCUUGAGUAUCUCAGGCCAUCGUGUGUCGACGAUGCUGCGGUCCAGAGCGGCAUCUGUCCCAAGAUUGGUGUCUUCAAGGGUGGCAUUGCCGAUGUUCUCCCUGUCACUGACUUCCAGGCGAUGUCUCUGACGGCAACCCUCUUCAAGUCCCGAUGGAUGCUUAAUUACUUUUAUCUUGAGGGCAAUGGUUCCCUGGACCUCAGACGCCUUCGCGAGAGUUGCUUGAAGGUUGUGGCUGCUUUUGAUAUUCUGCGCACAGUCUUUGUAUGCUUCCAUGACCAGUUCUUCCAGGUCGUGCUGCGUAAGAUUCGCCCCAGCAUAUUUGUUUAUGAGACCGACCGUGCCCUUGAUGAAUUCACCAUGACCCUUCAGCAGAGAGAUCGUGAAUACGGAUCUCGAGAAGGCGAGCAGUACGUGCAGUUCUAUGUUGUCAAGAAGAAAGGCAGUGACCAACACCGCAUCUUGAUUCGCCUUUCUCACACUCAGUACGAUGGAGUUUGUUUGCCCAAGAUCAUGUCAGCCAUUAAGCACGGAUAUGAAGGCACUCCGUUGCCACCGGCUACUCCAUUCGCUGGCUACCUGCGACAGUUGCCGGGAACAAUCACCCCAGACCAUUACCGCCACUGGACCGAUCUUCUCAAAGGUUCUCAAAUGACCCAAGUCGUCCGCAGAAAGGGUACCAGCAUGUUCCAGAAUGUCGGAGCAUUCACCGAGAUUCACAGAAAGAUUGAGAUCUCACCCACUGCCCUCGGAAAUGUGACUAUCGCAACUGUCAUGCAGGCUGCUUGGGCCUUGGCCCUUGCCAAGCUGUCCGCCCAAUCCGAUGUUGUCUUUGGUCUGACCAUCAGCGGUCGCAACGCCACAGUGCCCGGUAUUGAGAGCACCGUUGGGCCUUGCGUUAAUGUCAUCCCCGUGCGUGUCAAGCUCGACGAGAAAUGGACCGGUGUCGAUCUCUUCCGCUACCUCCAAGACCAGCAGGUCUCCAACAUGCCUUUCGAAUCUCUCGGCUUCCGCGAGAUCAUCAAGCAAUGUACCGAUUGGCCCGACUGGACCUACUUUACCACCUCCGUCUUCCACCAGAAUGUCGACUACGAGGGAACCAUGGAGCUCGACAACAACAAGUAUCGCAUGGGUGGUGUCGGUGUCAAUGACAACCUCGCCGAUCUCACCAUGGUGUCGCGCCCCUCUGGUGAACGUGGCCUCGAUGUCACCCUCGGGUACUCCGAAAAAGGACCUGUGAUGCCAUUCUUUGCAUCUAAGGUGCUCGACAUGGCCUGUGAGAUUGCCCAAUCGCUCGUUGCCAAUCCAACCGCCUCGCUACCCUCCGCUAGCAUGCUACGCUCUCUACCUUUACAGACAAUCGACGACCUGUCUCGACCAUCAGACGAACACUUCCUCAGCGCACACCUCAAGUCGCGCUCAAUUGCAGAGCUGCUUGUACACUCGGACAUUCUGUCUCAUUCGUGGCACCGAGUCCUACCAAGCCGCACUGCCAUAGCUUCCGUUGACCCAGACACUGAUGAAAAGCCAGCCACCCAACCCAACUUCCAGUUGGACUCAUCAUUCUUUGACCUCGGCGGUGACGUCUUCCAUCUGGCCCAGCUUACCUGGCUUCUUGAGCAAGAGGGUCUCAAGGUCCGUCUCGAGGAUCUAAUCGAACAUCCCUCUUUCCUGGGCCAAAUGGCCGUGCUGGCUUUGCACAACGCCAAGCACCAAGAUGAAAUUCCAAACGAGUCUCUUGCUACUGGUGCUGCAUCGCCUGAUCCUGUCGCUCGCAUCGAAAAGAAGAAGACAUGGUCGAAGGCCAUGACCAUAGCACGAAAGCUGACUGGACGAAACACAAUCACUGCUCGUGCUUGA